AACAGCCUUUAUUUUAUAUACCGGACAAGAUGAACGACUGUUUUAAAGAAAAUGUUGAGGAGGCCAUACGAACCCAUCGUAACAUUUUGUCAGAAGAGUCCCAGUUUGCAGUAAGUUUAAAACUGGAGGAAGGGUUGCCCAACAAAAUAAGCAUUCAGCAUCUGACUGCUAUUGGUGUACCAGUGUCCCUUAAUAAUGUCUCAAAACUUGUUCGAGAUGCUUCCAAGAGUAGUCCGAAAGCAGGCAAUUCUUCAUAUGUGAAGUAUGGACAAAUGUGGCAGAUCAGUAACUGUGAGGCACUUCAAGCUCAGAGCUCAAAGCUCUCUGACUUUCUACCAGAGUUAACUAAUAAAAUGUUAUUACUCAUGGGCCUAAACCCUUUGGUUGUAAAGGUCAAAACCAUCUUACGGGACUUCUUCAUUUGUGGCACUGAUGGCUUUGCAAAAUUUAAUUUCAAAGAAGAUAAUGCUGGAUUUAUGAAGAUGAUUUUACAAAUCCCAGUUGAGGGUGGACAUGAAGAAGGCCGAAUCAAAGUGGAACUUAACGAACAAAUACAGUUGUUCAACGUCUGUGAAGAUAGUGAUCGUCAUUACCACGUGACGGCUUUCUAUUCCGACUGCGACCAUCAACUGGAAAAGGUGACGUUUGGCUGGCGGUUGGCCAUGGUCUUUGACUUGGUACUCGAGGAGCAAAUAUUUCAUAACACCUUAUCCCCACCAGCGAAUCUCCAUUCCUUUCUAGCCAUCGGUCACAUUCAAGACAUUUUAACGCAGUGGACCACGAAUGAGAAUGAUUACCCCAGGAUGCUAGCCUUAGUACUUGAUCAUCGCUACAGUCCAACUCAGCUCAAUUUUCAUAGCCUGAAAGGCAGAGAUCGCCUUUUGGCCGGACUACUCCGAUCUGUUGAUAGUGUCGAUACGUACCUGAGUCACUUUCAAGCGCAUGGACUUACCAUUACCCUCUCGGACCAAGAAGACAGUGAAAACACGGAUUCAGACUGCCCUGAUUCCAGCUGCAUCUGCUACGUUUCCAAAGUUUGUAGCUGUCAUAAACGGGUGCGUCGGAGAGCCCAUCUGCAACCUAACCUGAGAAAUGGUGUCAAGAUUCUUAGCCUGACAGGUGUUGAUGGCAAAACAAUGGAAUGCGUUCCAAUCGAUGUCGACCUUGGUUCGGAAACGAUCCUUUUCAACCGAAACGUGUACAACACCCGUCCCACUGUAACCGUCUUCGACUGUGAAAAUAUGGUCUAUGAUGUCACCGACGGCCAUAAAGAAUUGGGUCUGUUGCGUUGGUUGCGGGAGCCGCGAGCUGUGCUGAUUAUCUUUCCCAAGAACUCUCUGAAAAUGUUCUUACUCGGCAAUUUCACGGCUGCGCUGGAUCGACUCGAAAUGCAUCCGGAUGUGAGAACCCUGAAUGCAGUAAUAACAUUCUGCCAAGGCUUUCCGGAACGAGUUUGGAUAGGCGCGAAUGACAGAGAAGAGCGAACGAGGCGUUUGUUAUCUCUUUGCGUUCGACUGAGAGCGAAAACAGAAGGUUUGAAGUUACUGGAAAUAUUGGCUUCGAAUUUCCCAGGAAGAGAGCAAGCCGAUUACGAAGGAAUCCGGAAUAAAGCAAUCGCCAUUGAAACCGCCAAUCUGAUCAUGGUUAUCGGAUGGAAUUCGGCUUCAAUCAUUUCUAUCGAAAAACUCUUGUCACUUAAGCGUAUCAAAGAUCAAAUGGAAAAUUUUGCUCAUUUUGCACUGGCCUUCUUCGAUCUCGGACUCCCUGAAAUCGGCAAAAAUAUCGGCAAUAGGCUCGUUGCAAUGCUGCAAAUCAAAACUUGCAGCAUGCUGCCUAAUUUGACCAUUUCCGCCAUUGUCGCCUGCACAUCCAUGAUUCUUCGCAUGCACCAAUUUGAUGGCGCUGGACUAUAUCGGAUAUAUUCUCUUUGCAUCGGACUUAAAUCACUUCCGCUCCAAAAGCUCUUCGCAGUGAUUGAAGGCAUUCAGAAAACAUGCAGCGUCUACCUGGAAAACAACCAGGUGUAUCAAAGAUUGCAAAGGGAUUUGCAUCGCCAUUUACUGUCUUGUUACAUUCCCGAAGAAUUGGUCGUGGACGUUAUGCUCUUCUAUCUGAAACUGGACGACGCUGUCUUGCUGAAGGAAUUUACCCAUACCAUCGCUACCCAGAGAACCGCAAUUGAGUUGAUCGUCUCCUCUCCUGAAAUUUGGAAUAAGGCUGUUACCACGCUGGGCGGCAAAUGGGCGCUAAGCUUUCUAGUCAACAUCCGCAUUGGCCACCUUGAGAAAAUGACUAUCCCGAUUUUCACGUGGAACCAAAAGAGCACGGCUUUCAUUGCCAAUGCUUUUUUGGAUGAUUUUUUCGCUUCGUCGUCUGUGAGGCACACUGUUAGCGGUUUCAAUAGCCGAAGCCAAGCAGAGAAAUGGAUUGAGCUCUUAUUUGGACCCGAUCAAGUCAAAUCUGGACACAGUGCUGAUGUCGAAAUUAAAUACCAAGACUCGAAGAUCGUUUGUGUCAUUACCAAAAAUCGGGAUUUGCACUGGCAUCACUUGAACAUGUUUCAUAAGUCGCGUGCGGAAUUGUUGGCUCUGCGUGAUCGACGCCGUCGAAGACUCGGUGAAGACGUUUCCAGUUUAAAAGUCGAAAUCUUCACAACAUCUAGCAGCUCUUCCUCAUCGUCGCCGAUCUCACCUCGUUCGUCUCCUCCAGCUGCGAAAUGGCCGCGCAUCAUCGACGAGGAAUAAUAAGUAUUUUUUGUUUUUUAUCCGUAAGAAUCUCAAAAUGAGUCGUGUUGUUGGUAAUAAGCGUCAAAUGUCGCCUUUUGUUUUCUCAUUCGUAGUUUGUAGAAUGUUUUUUUUAUCAUUUUUGGACAGUUUCAGUUUAACUCGUAUAUCUGCAUGGAAACCCUGUUCGAUAUACGUGGUUGAAAAAAUUGCAGGUUAUUGAAAUUGAUUUU
Molecule: messenger RNA, 2956 nt
Organism: Daphnia carinata
Lineage: Eukaryota; Metazoa; Arthropoda; Branchiopoda; Diplostraca; Daphniidae
Exons: 3
Coding region: 30-2744 (904 amino acids)
Source: RefSeq, a predicted model, not a curated record